Erpetoichthys calabaricus (reedfish) is the source of this 2061-nucleotide messenger RNA. It is a transcript of the gene tsc22d3, whose product is annotated as TSC22 domain family, member 3. Gene Ontology annotation, biological process: regulation of transcription by RNA polymerase II. Lineage: Eukaryota; Metazoa; Chordata; Cladistia; Polypteriformes; Polypteridae. The transcript has 3 exons. The coding region runs from base 309 to 929 and encodes 206 amino acids. The record is from RefSeq and is a predicted model, not a curated record.
UAUGUGUGUGUGUGUGUGUAUUUUGUCAGUCUCACACAUUCUACUUGAAUUGCUAGUGUGUACGAUAGUUUUGCUUUUUUCCCCCCUAUCCAGAAUAGGUACUCUGAGGCUUGUCACCUUUUAAGGAAGGAGCUAAACAAGGUUUAAAGAAGAGGUUGAAUCCAUUGAGUUCUUCUCAGUCUUUGUGACAAAUUUCUCUCACAGAGACAAUCUCAUGAACUUGUAAUGCACUGGGCCUGAGUAACGUGCGUUCCUUUGCUUUCUUUUUACUCUCUUGGAGAAGCCAGAAGACUAGCUGGUGCAUUACCAUGACAGAUGAAGAGUGUCGUUCACCUAUUGGCUUGGACUGCUGCAGCUGCUGCCUGGACCUUGCCAAUGGAUGUGAUGGCAUUGCAGGUAGAGCUGGUAGUGGCAACAACAAUUUGGGCAGCCCGACGGUCAGCCACUUCCGGCAGCUACGCGACCAGCUGAUGUUUGAGAACUUGAACACAGACAAGCUGAACAACAUCAUGAGGCAGGAUUCCAUGGAGUCUGUGGUGAGGGAUCCCUGCUACCUGCUCAACGAAGGCAUCUGCAAUAGCAGCAUUGACCAGACAAUGCUCUCUAUUCUCUUGUUCUUUCACAGUGCCUCUGGUGCUAGCGUUGUGGCAAUUGACAACAAGAUAGAACAAGCAAUGGACCUCGUAAAGAACCACCUAAUGUAUGCAGUCAGGGAGGAGGUGGAAAUUCUCAAAGAACAGAUCAAAGAAUUGGCAGAAAAGAACUCGCAGCUGGAGAGGGAAAACAGCCUCCUUAAGAAUCUUGCAAGCCCUGAGCAACUGGAAAAGUUCCAGUCUCGCUUGCCCUCGGAUGUCCCCAUGUUCCUGGAGGAUCAACCACUAGUGUCAGAAACGCAGGCGUCUCCCAUCACUGGUGGCUCUGCUGUAUAAGUGGCUCUGUCUUGGGGUGGGCAGAGCCACGAGACUGUGCAGAAAUUAACCUCCUUUUGAAUUGUGGAAUAACUACAAAUGAGAUGGUUGUACACAUGAAGAAAGACAUUCCAAUGGCUUAAGCCUGUUUUCUGUGUAACAUACAAUCCAAGCCACAAGCAAUGGGACAGCGAAGAGCCCCGUGCUGGGCACUACUCAUAUCUUGCCUCUGGAUAAGAGACAAAGUGGAUAAGCGAGAGCUGGCCGAGAGUAUGGAGCCAAGACGCCAGGGAUGUUCUUCUCUUCUGCCUCCCGGAAGCAAGCCAAGGAAAUUGAUCCUCCAGGGAAGACAGUUUUAUUUAAGAGAAUGGAUAUCCUGGAAGAUACCACUUUUCCUACUUGAGAAAUCUGGAGCUUCACAUGAUGUGACUGUUCCUUUAGUAACAUUGGUCUUUUUUUUAAUGUGUGUAAGCAGAUUAAACUUCAGUGAAAAGUUCAGAAAACUCUAAAAGACUGAUAAUGGUCAGCUGAAGUGACUACUUGUGAUAUUAAAAGAAAAAAAACUUGCUUUUGUAUACUUUGGGUUAUGUUGCUUUGGGAAUUACAAAUUCCAAUCAAGAAGCAACUUCUAGGUGGUGUACAUUUUAUGGGGAAGAAACUUACAGAUUUGCAUAAUUGUGUAAAUUUGUACAAAGUGGAACUAUGCUAAAGUAUGUUUUUUAAUUUGCACAACAAUUUGAAUUGUGCAUUCACAAUGUUCUACACAAGAAGUACAAAUGCAUCAUUGUAAAUCAUGCAAAAGACUGGGCAGCUCUGUGUCAAAUUAGGAGGACCCCCCUAUCGCAUUCAAGAAGUAAACAGAUGUGUUGGUCCAUUUGGGUGUGGCAUUCAGGGACUUCGCAGAUAGACUGUCAUGGAUCACAAGUUAAGUAAGCCCAAGGUUAAUGGAUCGACACUUUCACCAGUAAAAAAUAGCUACCAAAGACGUCUUCGUUACAAACCAGCAAGUCUGUUGGCACAAUGUCUUGUUAGCACUUGUAACUUUGAAACUUGGGUAACUUCUUGCCAUAAUGUAUCCUUGUAACUGACAUGUUGACUUUACUGUAUUGAUACUGUCUGAACAUUGCAAUAAAUAUACCUGAGUUUACACAAA